GUCAGGAAUUGGUGUCCAGGCGCAAGCAAGAGACGUUGGAUAGCAGCUCUAUUCGUAGCUAUUGCAGUGGACUGUAAUUGUGGAAGCAUUGGAGCGACCAGUAGUAAUAUUGUCGACCAGCCGUCGCGGAAAAGCAUUUUCGACCUCCUCAGUGUGAAGCACCAUGGUCAAAUUAUACCUGAGGUAUCGGCUCGCCGCCUCCUUCGGCCUAGUAGCCAGCGGCGGAAGUAACUCUCUGUUCGACAAAACCGGCAAAUAUGCCAUAACACCAGCGCUCGAAAAUGUCACAGUCUGGGACGUCCGGAAAGGCACCUUGUUUGGGGAAUGGAAGGACGCGGAUAACAAGGCUGAGGUCACUGGGAUGACGAGAAGUCCGUCGGGAGAGCAUAUUGCUGUUGGAUAUGCAGACGGUUCGAUUAGGGUUUGGGAGCUAGCUACCGGCGAGUCAGCAAUCACCUUCAACGGACACAGAUCAGCCGUCACGGCACUAUCCUACGACUCAACAGGCGCACGACUAGUCUCGGGCUCCAAAGACACAGACGUGAUCGUAUGGGACAUCGUAGCGGAAUCCGGCCUGUACAGGCUACGAGGUCACAAAGACCAAGUCACAGCAGUGCGCUUCCUCUCGAAAGACGGGCUGGAUCACGUCGUGUCGACAUCAAAAGACACGCUGAUGAAGUUUUGGGAUUUGGCUACUCAGCAUUGUGUGGAGACGGUUAUUGCGCAUCGGGGGGAGGUGUGGGAUAUGGAUGUGUCGCCUGAUCAGACCCGCAUAUUCACGGGUGCAGGCGAUGGGGAGGUCCGUGUGUGGCAGUUGGAUCUGCCGGUGCUGAGAUCUAAACUGGAGCCAGCGGGGAAUACGGUCAAUAGCGGGUGGCAAGGGACGGAAACGAACCCGGAUGGGACACCGGCCACGAAACGGGCGGUUGUUGGGUUGGGCACGUUGGAAAGGCAGAGCAAAGAGCGGGUCGUUACCCUUCGAGUGCAUCCGAGUGGUCGGUACGUCGGAGCGCAGGGCUCUGACAGGCUGGUGGAGGUGUUCCGGAUACGCACGGAAGAGGAGAUCAAGAAGAAGAUGGCGCGGUUGAAGAAGCGGCAAAAGGAGAAAAAGACCAAAGGGAAAGGCGGAAAGGAGGAGGCGAACGGUAAUGACGACGAGGAAGAGGAAGUUAAGCUGAGCGUGGCUGAUGAGAUCCCACGAGUAGCCCACAUCCGAUGUUCGGCAAAAGUUCGGUCGUUCGAUUUCUCGCCCGUCAGUAUACACAAAGGGGCGGCGGGGAGCGGGAAGGAGGCACCGCUGCAGAUCCUUUGCGCGUUGUCAAACAACAGCGCCGAGGUGCAUGCGGUGGAGUUUGAGAACAAGGAGCAGCCCACCCGGCUCGUCUCAGGAAUCGACAUCCCUGGCCAUCGGUCAGACGUCCGGACGCUGGCGUUGGCGCCCGACGAUGAACUGCUGUUGACGGGUUCCUCGGACAUGAUCAAGAUUUGGAACGUGUAUUCGCGGCAAUGUCUGAAAACCAUCGAGUCCGGUUACGCAUUAUGCUGUGAGUUCCUGCCUGGCAACAACUUUGUCAUCAUCGGAACAAAAACGGGCGAGCUGCAGUUGUUUGAUCUGGCCCGGUCCGCUAUGAUUGAAAGUAUCAAAGCCCAUGACGGGCCUGUGUGGUCGCUGCACAUGCGCGCCGACAAGAAGGGAUUCGUGACGGGGUCGCAGGAUAAGGACGUCAAGUUCUGGGAUCUGGGGUUCAUGGAGGACACGGAGUACUCGCGCGUGCAGAAACGCCCGACGAUGGUGCACACCCGGACACUGAAGAUGGCGGACGACGUGCUGUGUGUACGAUACUCCCCCGACGGGCGGUUGCUGGCCAUCUCGUUACUGGAUUCCACUGUCAAGGUCCUGUACGCCGACACGCUCAAAUUCUUCCUCUCGCUGUACGGCCACAAACUGCCCGUCCUGUCGAUGGACAUAUCCUCCGACAGCACGCUGAUCGUAACCGGCUCAUCAGACAAAACGAUCAAGAUCUGGGGCCUCGAUUUCGGCGACUGCCACAAAUCCCUGCACGCGCACCAAGACUCCGUCAUGAACGUGCGCUUCGUCUUUGGCACGCACUACCUCUUCUCCGUCGGCAAGGACCGCGCGGUCAAGUACUGGGACACGGACAGCUUUGAGCUGAUCAUGACGCUCGGCGGCACGGCCGGCGGCGGCGCGCAGCACCACGGGGAGGUGUGGGCGUUGGCGGUGGCUAAGUACGGCAAUUUCGUCGUGACGGGCGCACAUGACCGGUCUAUCCGCGUGUGGGAGAAGACGGACGACCAGUUCAUGCUUGAGGAGGAGCGCGAGAAGGAGAUGGAGGAGAUGUACGAGACUACCGCUGCCGACGCUGCAGAUAAGUUCGACGCGCCGGUUGGAUCCGGGAUCGCUGCUGAUGACCCCGACCAUAUGCGGCCCGACACCGGCGAUAAUGCCGACGAGGCCGCCGCGCCUGGCAAAGCCACUGCCGGUACCCUGAAAGCCGGUGAGCGGCUGAUUGAGGCCCUGGAUGUGUGGGAGGAGGAGCGGCGGAACCUGGACGCGUAUGAGCGUGUCAAGGCGGGCAACCCGGAUGCGGUGCCGCCGCCGCGCUCGCCGUUUAUCGUCGCGCUGAAUAUCCCGGAUAUCACCCCUGAGGGGUAUGUCCUGCAUGUCGCGCAGAAGAUCAGGGCGUCGGAUCUAGAUGAGGCGCUGCUUGUGUUGCCGUUUGCGAAGGUGGUGGCACUGUUGAAGAAUAUCGUUGCGUGGAUCGAUAGGGCCUGGAACCCCACCCUCACCUCCCGGAUCCUCUUCCACCUCCUCCGCACGCAUCACCACCAACUCGUCAGCACCGCCACCCUGCGGCCCACACUAACCACCAUCCGCCGCACGCUACGCGCCCAGCUCGUCGCCCACCGCGAGAAGGUCGGGUUCAACCUCGCUGGGCUGCGGUACUGGCAGAAUCAGCUGAGGGAACAGGCUGAGGUCAAUGCGUUUGUGGGUGAGGAUAGGUUUGAGGAUGCCGCGAAUGGGGAGAAGGAAGGGGAGGAGAAGGAUGGGAAGGGGAAAUCGAAGAGGAAACGGAGGAAUGCGUAGGGAUGGCCUUUUUGAAUGGUUUAAUUUCGUUCUCUAUCAUUAUUUUAUCACUUUGCAUAUCACACCCUUGUACAUGAUUCACUGCACGCAGUCCUAGAGAGAUUUACCAAGGUUAGGUUAGGCUAGACUACAGGCCGUCAGAAUAGUGUCCGACCUAGAGCUGAAUAUAAAGAAACCCGGACCUUCUCCAGAAGAUGUCUGCGCU
This is a messenger RNA of Fimicolochytrium jonesii, 3311 nucleotides long. RefSeq names its product WD40-repeat-containing domain protein. Bases 164 to 3106 code for a protein of 980 amino acids. NCBI's taxonomy places the organism in Eukaryota, Fungi, Chytridiomycota, Chytridiomycetes, Spizellomycetales, Powellomycetaceae. The transcript has 3 exons. Gene Ontology annotation, cellular component: Pwp2p-containing subcomplex of 90S preribosome; small-subunit processome. The record is from RefSeq and is a predicted model, not a curated record. Gene Ontology annotation, molecular function: snoRNA binding; protein binding. Gene Ontology annotation, biological process: maturation of SSU-rRNA.